This is a messenger RNA of Panicum hallii, 1372 nucleotides long. RefSeq names its product protein SCO1 homolog 2, mitochondrial. Gene Ontology annotation, biological process: mitochondrial respiratory chain complex IV assembly. Bases 119 to 964 code for a protein of 281 amino acids. NCBI's taxonomy places the organism in Eukaryota, Viridiplantae, Streptophyta, Magnoliopsida, Poales, Poaceae. The record is from RefSeq and is a predicted model, not a curated record. The transcript is spliced from 8 exons.
CGCCCUCAGAAUUUCCAUUCCAUUUCUGCACAAUUUUUUACCUCCUUCGCUCCUCCCCAACCCCAACCCUCCCCUUUCCGUUACUCUUCUCCACCGCCCCGCUCCGGAGCCCCACGCCAUGCUGACCCCGCGCGUCCUCAGGCUCUCGCUGCUCCGCCGCCUCCGCGCGGCCGCCGAGCUUGCUCCGCCGUUCCGGCCCCGGGUGCUCCCUGCACGGGGUUACCAAUCGAGAGGUUAUUCUAGUAGUGGAAGCUCCAAGUAUGACAGGCCAAUGAGACAGUUUUCCGAACAGAAUGAAUCAAGUCCCCAGCCAUUGAUAUACUACAUUGCUCCAUCAGCUCUGCUAUGUUUUGCUGGACUAGCUGCUUUUGUUCAUUACAACGAUGAGAGGCGUGCAGUUCCCUUAGCUAAAGGAGGAGCACAGACUAGUGUUCCCAAAAGGUGUACUACCAAUAGACCUGCAAUAGGAGGACCAUUUAAGCUAUAUGAUACAGAAAACAAUGUGGUGACUGAAUCAAAGCUUCGAGGAAACUGGACUCUGAUGUACUUUGGCUAUACAUCAUGCCCAGAUGUGGGGCCAGCAGAAGUUCAGAAGAUAGCUGACGUCAUUAAGCUGUUAGAGUCGAAGUAUGGUAUCAAGAUUACACCACUCUUUAUCACAAUUGAUCCUCAACGUGAUUCACCUGCUCAGCUUAAGGCAUACCUAAGUGAGUUUGACCCGAGAAUAGUAGGACUAACAGGUCCCAUCAGUGCAGUAAGACAGAUUGCACAGGAAUACCGUGUUUUCUUUAAAAGGGUGGAGGAAGUUGGUCAGGAUUAUCUUGUAGAAAGCUCCCAUAACAUGUACUUGCUAGAUCCAUGCUUGGAGACAGUAAGAUGCUUUGGAGUCGAGUAUGAGGCAUCAGAUCUUGCUGAGGCGAUAACAAUGGAGGUCAAGAAAGCAUCUGCUUCAUCAACGAAUUAGUCUUGCGCUAAUUCUGCAGGGCCCAACAUGGCAGUAUCAGCAGUCCCUCUAAUCUUUGCUUCAAAGCAUCUCCUCGCCCUCACGAAAGGGGUCACGGUGGACCUUCCAUUCAGCUUCGCCUUGAUUCACAACCAAUGCAAGCUCCCAUUUCUCCCGCUUGAUGUCUAAGAUCUGAGCUCAACUGUACAGAAUGGCACUCUUUUAUGCGAUGAAGUCUCAUCCGAGUUACAAAUCACUUGCAACUACAAUUUUGUGACCGGCGGAUGAUCUCACAGUACACCGCGCAUUGAUCUGCUGCCCUGGACGUGGCAAAUGACCUGCUGCUUGCAGGUUCUGUAGCAAGGUUCAUGAACCGGCUUCUUUAUUCUUCCCUUUGGACGCUGAACAGGUAAACGAUGCGAGGCUUUA